Messenger RNA from Tricharina praecox, 1378 nucleotides. RefSeq names its product WD40-repeat-containing domain protein. Gene Ontology annotation, cellular component: cytoplasm; eukaryotic translation initiation factor 3 complex, eIF3m. Gene Ontology annotation, molecular function: translation initiation factor activity; RNA binding; protein binding. Gene Ontology annotation, biological process: cytoplasmic translational initiation. The record is from RefSeq and is a predicted model, not a curated record. Bases 148 to 1152 code for a protein of 334 amino acids. The transcript is spliced from 7 exons. Lineage: Eukaryota; Fungi; Ascomycota; Pezizomycetes; Pezizales; Pyronemataceae.
AUUCAAAAUUCCCUUCGCACUUUAGGGCUUGGGUCUGUCCUAGAACCAUCAAUCGCUUGCAGGCAAAGAUCACGAACCCCACACCUUAUCGCCCCACCAAAGAAUCCACGAAUCCACCCUUUUCCACGAACCCUCAAAUCAGCAAACAUGCGCCCGAUAUUAUUGCAAGGACAUGAGCGUAGUUUGACGCAGAUCAAAUACAACAAAGAUGGUGACCUUCUGUUCUCUACUGCGAAGGACCACAUAGUGUGCGCUUGGUACUCUGCAAACGGCGAGCGUCUCGGAACAUACAAGGGCCACCAGGGAGCGCUGUGGACCGUUGAUGUCGAUGCCACGACCACCCUCCUCGCCACCGGAGCGGCCGACAACACAAUUAAGCUGUGGGAGGUACGGACCGGACAGUGCUUGAAGACGUGGGACUUUCCGACGGCCGUCAAGCGUGUUGAGUUUUCGGAUGACGGCACACUGCUGCUGGCUGUAACGGAGAUGCGCAUGGGACAUCUGGGCACCGUUGUUGUGUUCCCGAUCACGGUGGAUGUCGAGGCUGAGCAGGCGGACGAGCCCCUCUUCACCAUUACAUUCCAUGACAGCAAGGCUACUGUUGCCGCCUGGAGUUAUCUCAACAAAUUCAUCAUCACCGGCCACGAGGACGGAACCGUGAGCCAGUACGAUGGAAAGACGGGAGAGCUCAUCCAGGACACACAGGCCCAUGAGCCCGGCAUGCAGAUCACCGAUAUCCAGAUGGCUCCCGACAGGACAUACUUCCUUACUGCUUCCAAGGACAAGUCGGCCAAGCUGAUCGAAACCAACACCCUCCGAACCCUCAAGACCUACCAGACCGACACCCCCCUCAACUCGGCUGCCCUUACCGCGAGAAAGGACUUUGUCAUCCUCGGAGGAGGACAGGAGGCCCGUGAUGUCACCACCACAUCCACCCGACAAGGAAAGUUCGAGGCACGGUUCUUCCACAAGAUCUUUGAAGACGAGGUCGGACGUGUCCGCGGUCACUUCGGACCGUUGAACACUGUUGCCUGCCACCCCAUGGGUACCGGAUACGCUUCCGGCGGAGAAGACGGUUACGUCCGCGUGCACCACUUCGACAAGGCCUACUUUGAUUUCAAGUACGAGGUGGAGAAGAUGGCGAAGGUGUAAUCGACUUUGACUUUGUUGCGUCAAUAAAUCAAUGUGUUUUUUUUCGUCCAUUUUUUUGUUUCUCUUCUUGCCAGAUCUUCCUUCUCGUUGCAAACUAGUAUUAUGCUUUGGGCGUUUCGUUUCGUUCUUUGUUCACGGGAUGGGAUGGGAUGGGAUGGGAUGGGGGGAUGGGUGCGGCUCGGCAGAUUUCCACUGGAUCUACGGUGUAGAGGAUUUCGAGACAUCA